AUGACGGGGUGUGCCAAGCGCUGCAAACAGGGACUUGUCAAGUUUGCCCUGUCCCUGCACAAUCUGGUCACCGGGACUCUCAUUAAAGAUAAGGCGGACGAUGACUUGGAGAUGACCAUGGUGUGCCAUCGACCGGAGGGUCUAGACCAGCUAGAAGCUCAAACCAACUUCAGCAAAAGAGAGCUCCAAGUGCUUUACAGGGGCUUCAAGAAUGAGUGUCCAAGUGGCAUUGUAAAUGAGGAAACCUUCAAGCAAAUAUACUCCCAGUUCUUCCCACAUGGAGAUGCCAGCACCUACGCACACUACCUGUUCAACGCGUUUGACUCUGCACACACUGGCUCUAUAAAGUUUGAGGACUUUGUAACAGCUCUGUCCAUCCUGCUGAGGGGCUCUGUCACUGAGAAGCUCCAGUGGACAUUUAACCUCUAUGAUAUCAACAGAGACGGAUACAUCAACAAAGAGGAGAUGACAGACAUUGUGAGAGCGAUAUACGACAUGAUGGGGAAGUACACUUACCCUGUCUUGAAAACUGAUGCACCCAAACAGCAUGUGGAUGCCUUCUUUCAGAAAAUGGACAAAAACAGAGACGGUGUGGUCACUCUCGAUGAAUUCAUCCUUUCUUGUCAAGAGGAUGAAAACAUCAUGAGGUCUCUACAGCUUUUUGAAAACGUCAUCUAGACAACGAAAAAGAGGGAGACAGUGCAAUAGACGAAAGCACAGAGCGAGAGAAAAGAACAAAGAAGACAGAAGAGGGAGAAGGAGAGAUGAACAUGCACGGGAAAAGGAACAGCAUAGCUUGCAGCUGAAUCGAAACAAAGAGCUUGUCACUAUGUGUGUGACGUUUGCCAGAAAACUUCAUGGGAGGCGUCUUGCUGUAACAAAUCCAUGGCGACAAACCAUCACUGGUUUUUGGAAAAUGUCCCUCAGACUUAAACCCUUUGUUUGACCUUUCCGUGACCAUUCAUCUUGUCUCCAUCUCUCUCGUUUGUUGCUGUCGUUACCGUUACUGUCACGUUGUAUGGCGUGUAUUUCAUGUCAUUGUGUAAAUAAUGAUUCUAUCACGUUUGGCCAAAUCCUUCUCUGAAAUAAGUAAACUGAACCACCACCUGGAAUUCCUAAAAACAGCUUAGCAGUGAGAUCUGCCAAAUGCAUUAGGGGCUUAAAUAAUAGCUGUUUUCAUUAUGUCAACGAACAACGUGAGCAGUAUUGUGAAGCAUGGAAGACAGAGGCCAACGGCAUAUUUAAUAUAUAUGUGCCAUUUAAAAAAAAAACCAACUUGCUGGCAACAUAGUCAUCUUCUCGCUAAGUGGUUACAGUUAGGAAGCCGGGUCUGGGUGUAGCAUCUCACAGAGCCACCUCAGCUGUUUUCAGACAUCUUCAAAAUUCAGACACAGGCCUGCAAAGGUUUGCACAGCUGAGUGUGAUCAGAGCCAGCUUGCGACAGUCUUACGUCUUGUGACAGCUUGCGACGGUCCCCAAAAGCCCUCGUUACUCCUACUGUGUGUGUUCCAGUGGUCAGUGUUUCAAUGUUGUAACGACUCGACUGUAGAUAUUUAACUGUUGUAUUUGUGGCUUCUUCUCACUGUCCGGAAUCAUUCGUGUCUGUCUGUGUGUUUCCAAUUCUGACUAACUGUCUUGUCUUUCUGUCAAGUUGGAGAGAACUGUAAUUAUUCUACCUGGGAUUCAUUGUUAAAUAGGGUCCACUUAGAGGUUUACUGGUGUGCAAAUGUGGACUGAUACAGGGAUGUGCAUGCAUCUAAGUGUGUGUGUGGUGUCCUGAUAUAAAGUUUUUUUUUUGCCUGAAUAUUAAAGUUUCAUUAAUUAUAGCAUGUAGCUUCAUCUUGUGGACACUACAAUCAGUCCAGCUGAACUGACAGGGUUUCGGCCACAGAGGAAAGUUUUGCCGUUAAUAUUGUCUGUUGAAAAUGUCGACUCAAGAGUGACCAACCUUUCACUGUGAGGGAGAGACAGACAGAAGAGGGAUGAUGGAGGAAGGAACAGAGGAGGACAAAGAUGAGGGAAUAAGACGGAAGAUGAGAGUAAAGACCUUUUCACUGAUUCUGAAGGAAUGGAAGCCAUGUUUCAAACAAGAGCCAUCGUUUUGAAGAUUGAGCUGGACAAAAAUACAGAUUUAUAAACGAUUUGCUGUCAUGCCCACUCACUGUGCUACCAAUAGUGUAAUAAAAAUCCUUGCUGAGAUGUGUUGUAGGUCAUCUCAAAUGUACCCAGGCAUACUUCCAGACAGACUGACGAACAGGAAGACAAAC
Molecule: messenger RNA, 2267 nt
Organism: Toxotes jaculatrix (banded archerfish)
Lineage: Eukaryota; Metazoa; Chordata; Actinopteri; Toxotidae
Product: Kv channel-interacting protein 1
Exons: 8
Coding region: 1-678 (225 amino acids)
Biological process (GO): regulation of potassium ion transmembrane transport
Cellular component (GO): voltage-gated potassium channel complex
Molecular function (GO): calcium ion binding; transmembrane transporter binding; potassium channel regulator activity
Source: RefSeq, a predicted model, not a curated record